UCUCACCUCUUCUUGUCUCUCUCCCACCUCUUCUUGUAUCUCUCUCUCUCUCUCUCUCUCUCUCUCUCUCUCUCUAAACUUCAAGAAUUGCUUCUAAUGGUUUGAUCAUCACAUUGCACAAACUUAAGUAAUAUAUAGAGAGAGCUUAUGAUCAAAGAGUUUUGCCGGAAAUAAUGGGGAAGAAAGGGAGUGGUGGAUGGUUCUCCACGGUGAAGAAGAAAGUCUUCAAAUCCUCUCCUAAAGAUUCAAAGAGAGAGAACAACGUUGGUAGUAAUAACGCCGAUAGAUGGCAGCAGCAACACGAUACGCAAGAAGUCGUGUCGUUUGAAAAUUUUCCGGCGGAAAGCUCGCCGGAGAUCUCUCAUGACGUUGAGAGCACAGCUUCUACUCCAGCAACUAAUGUUGGAGAUAGAAAACACGCUAUGGCUGUGGCUAUGGCUACUGCAGCUGCCGCUGAAGCUGCUGUUGCAGCUGCACAAGCUGCCGCUAAAGUUGUUCGGCUUGCCGGUUACAACCGCCAGACGGAGGAAGAUAGCGCCGCCGUGCUCAUUCAAUCACACUACAGAGGUUAUUUGGCGAGACGAGCACUUCGUGCCUUGAAAGGACUAGUUAGGCUACAAGCAUUGGUCCGUGGUAACCAUGUACGGAAACAGGCGCAAAUGACUAUGAAAUGUAUGCAAGCUUUGGUCCGCGUCCAAGGCCGAGUCAGAGCGAGAAGGCUCCAAGUGGCUCAUGACCGGUUUAAGAAACAAUUUGAGGAAGAAGAGAAGCGGUCCGGGAUGGCAAAACCAAAAAACGGGUUUGUGAAUCACCAAACCGAACAAGAGAAACCGAAGAAAUUGCACCAAGUGAACCGAACCAGCUUGUACCAAACUCCAGGAAAGGAAAAAGAGAAGAGUGAAGGAAUGAUGAAACGAGAGAGGGCUCUUGCUUAUGCAUACACUUACCAGCGCCAAAUGCAACACACAAAUAAUGACGAUACAAAUGGGCCUGAGAGAAACCAGUGGGCUUGGAAUUGGCUUGACCAUUGGAUGUCUUCUCAGCCAUACACAGGCCGUCAAACUGGCCAGGCUCCCGGUCCCGGACAGUACAACCCACCUCCGUAUCCGCCUUUUCCGACAGCCGCGGCAACCACAAUUACAUCUGAUGAUGUAUCGGAAAAGACCGUGGAAAUGGACAUGGCCACUCCCACUAGCCUCAAGGACAAUAUAAUCGGUCUUAUCGAUCGAGAGUAUAUAGACUUAGGAUCAUAUAGACAAAGCCAUAAGCAACGGAAAAGCCCAACACAUAUACCAAGCUACAUGGCUCCAACAGCAUCUGCAAAGGCCAAAGUCCGAGACCAAGGCACAACAGGAAAGCUACAUGGAACUUCUUUUAUGCCCUAUUGGAACUCCUCCACGAAAAACGGGUCGAUCAAUGGAUCGGGUUGUGAUUCUUCAAGUUCAGGUGGAGCAAUAACGUCAAGUUACCCUGGUCCUAGGAGUCCUAACCCAAAAUCUGAUAUCCGACGUAAGCCGGUUAGUCCUAGUCAAAGUCCUACCGGGUUUGGAAAGAGAGGUUGGAGGCAUGAUCAUUAGAAAGAAAGUAUCUUAAAUCUUGAAUAAAAACUUACAUGUGGUGUGGUUGGUUAAUUGUCUUUGUUUGAAAUAUAUUUUCGUUGUUACAUAAUUGUAUAUGACAUUAAUAAUGGAACGUAACAUGUCAUCUCAAGUUUUUAAUGUCA
Messenger RNA from Capsella rubella, 1723 nucleotides. Its product is annotated as protein IQ-DOMAIN 1. The transcript is spliced from 7 exons. The record is from RefSeq and is a predicted model, not a curated record. Lineage: Eukaryota; Viridiplantae; Streptophyta; Magnoliopsida; Brassicales; Brassicaceae. Gene Ontology annotation, molecular function: protein binding. Bases 174 to 1577 code for a protein of 467 amino acids.